CAACCCCACAGUUCAUGCUUCUUCCCGGUUCCUGCUCCUUUCAGCCAUGACUUGUAGAGUUCUUCUGUUAACAGCCUUCGCCUUGUGUCGUGCAUUCAACCUGGACACUGAAAAUCCAAUGACCUUCCAAGAGAACGCAAGGGGGUUUGGGCAGAGUGUGGUCCAGUUUGAGGGAUCCCGGAUUGUGGUUGGAGCCCCCCAGGAGAUAAAAGCUGACAACCAAACAGGAGGCCUCUAUCAAUGUGAAAUCAACACCCGCAACUGUGAGCCCAUCUACUUUCAGGUCCCCAUGGAGGCUGUGAACAUGUCCUUGGGCCUCUCCCUGGCGACUGCCAUCAACCCCUCACAGCUGCUGGCCUGUGGCCCCACCGUGCACCAAACUUGCAAGGAGAACACAUAUGUAAAUGGCUUCUGCUUCCUAUUUGGAUCCAACCUACGGCAGCAGCCCCAGAGGUUUCCAGAGGCCCUCAGAGCAUGUCCUCAGCAGGAGAGCGACAUUGCCUUUUUGAUUGAUGGCUCUGGUAGCAUCAAUGAAAACGACUUUAGGAAGAUGAAGGACUUUGUGUCAACAGUGAUGGACCAAUUCAAAAAGUCUAAAACCUUGUUCUCUUUGAUGCAGUACUCAAAUGAAUUCCAGACUCAUUUUACCUUCAAUUAUUUCAAGACAAAUCCUAACCCAAGAUUGCUGGUAAACCGAAUAAGACAACUGCAUGGGACAACAUACACUGCCACAGGAAUCCGCAAAGUAGUAAGAGAACUGUUUCAGAGUGCCAAUGGAGCCCGGGAAAAUGCUGUUAAGAUCCUAGUUGUCAUCACAGAUGGAGAAAAAUAUCAAGAUCCCCUGAAUUAUGAGGAUGUCAUCCCUGAGGCCGACAGAAAGGGGGUCAUUCGCUAUGUCAUUGGGGUGGGAGGUGCCUUCAACAAUGACAGAUCCCGUGAAGAGCUUAAUACCAUUGCCUCUAAGCCAGCUCGUGAUCAUGUGUUCCGGGUGAAUAACUUUGAAGCACUAAACACCAUUCAAAACCAGCUUCAGGAAAAGAUCUUUGCAAUUGAAGGCACUCAGACAGGAAGUACCAGCUCCUUUGAGCAUGAGAUGUCUCAGGAAGGCUUCAGUGCUGCCAUCACCUCUAAUGGUCCUUUGCUGGGCUCUGUGGGGAGCUUUGACUGGGCUGGUGGAGCCUUUUUGCAUAGGUCAAAGAAUGAAAUCACCUUCAUCAACACAACCAGGGUGGACUCAGAUAUGAAUGAUGCUUACUUGGGUUAUGCAUCUGCAGUCAUCUUGAGGAACCGGGUGCAAAGCCUGGUUCUGGGUGCACCUCGAUAUCAACACAUUGGCCUGGUGGCGAUGUUCAGACAGAAUGCUGGUGCCUGGGAGACCAACACUAUUAUCAAGGGCAACCAGAUUGGCUCCUACUUUGGGGCUUCCCUCUGCUCGGUGGACAUGGAUGGUGAUGGAAACACCAACCUGGUCCUCAUUGGGGCACCCCAUUUCUAUGAGCAGACCCGAGGGGGCCAGGUGUCCGUGUGUCCCUUGCCUAAGGGGCAGAGGGCUCGGUGGCGGUGUGAGGCUGUUCUCCAUGGUGAGCAGGGCCAUCCCUGGGGCCGCUUUGGGGCAGCUCUGACAGUGCUGGGAGAUGUGAAUGGGGACAAGCUGACAGACGUGGUUAUUGGAGCCCCAGGAGAACAGGAGAAUCGGGGUGCUAUUUACAUUUUUCAUGGAAUAUCAGUAUUUGGCAUCAGCUCCUCCCACAGCCAGCGGAUUACAGGCUCCCAGCUUUCCCCCCAGCUCCAGUAUUUUGGUCAGUCACUGAGUGGCGGUCAGGACCUCACAAGGGAUGGAUUGGCAGACCUGGCUGUAGGGGCCCAGGGACAUAUACUGUUGCUCAGAUCCCAGCCAGUGCUAAGAGUUGUGGUGACCAUGGAGUUCACACCCAAGGAAGUGGCAAGGGAUGUAUUUGAGUGUCAUGAACAGGUGGUGACAAGCAAGGCUGCUGGGGAGGUCAGAGUCUGCCUCCUUGUCCGAAAGAGCACACGGGAUCGGCUAAAUGACGGAGAAAUCCAGAGCACUAUCACUUAUGACCUGGCUCUGGACCCUGGCCGCCCACGCUCCCGUGCCAUUUUUGUUGAGACAAUGAACAGCACACGCAGACAGACACAGACCUUUGGCCUGAGGCAGAAAUGUGAGACCCUGAAGCUAUCAUUACCGGUUUGUGUGGAGGACUCAGUGAGCCCCAUUGCCCUGCGCCUCAACUACACUCUGGUGGGGAUGCCCUCAUCCUCUUUUGGAAACCUUCGGCCAGUUCUGGCUGUGGAUGCUCAGAGACUGUUCACAGCCAUGUUUCCCUUUGAGAAGAAUUGUGGUGAUGACAACAUUUGCCAGGAUGACCUAAGCCUCACAUUCAAUUUCAUGAACCUGGACACCUUGGUGGUGGGUGAUCCCCAGGACUUCAUUGUGACUUUGACUGUGAGAAAUGAGGGUGAGGAUUCCUAUGGGACUCAGGUCACCUUCUACCACCCAUCUGGCUUGUUCUUUCGGAAGGUGUCAGCGGCCCAGAACCAGCGCUCACAGCGAUACUGGCGUCUGUCCUGUGACUCUGGUUCUUCCACUGAAGGGCCUGUGGCUUUGAAGAGCACCAGCUGCAUCAUAAACCACCCCAUUUUCCCAGGCAACUCAGAGGUCACCUUUAAUGUCACAUUUAAUGUGGAGCCUGAUGCUUUUCUUGGAAACCAGCUACUCCUCAAGGCUAAUGUGACCAGUGAGAACAAUAUGCCCAGGACCAAUAAAACUGAGUUCCAACUGCAGCUGCCUGUGAAAUAUGCUGUCGUCACGGUAGUCACCAGUACUGAGGUUUCUACCAAAUAUCUCAACUUCACGGCCUCAGAGAAGACUAGUCAUGUUAUACAGCAUCAAUAUCAGUUCAACAACCUGGGCCAGAGGAGCCUCCCCAUCAAUGUGACCUUCUGGGUCCCUGUCCAGCUGAACCAUGUGACAGUCUGGGACCACCUUGAGGUCAUCUUCUCCCAGAAUGUCUCAAGUGCUUGCCAUACUGAUAAGAGACUCCCUACCCACUCUGACUUCCAGGCUGUACUUAAGAAGACCCCAGUGGUGAACUGCUCCAUUGCUGUCUGUCAGAUAAUCCAGUGUGAAAUCCCAUUCUUUGGCAUCCAGGAAGACUUCAACGUUGUCCUCAAAGGCAACCUCUCAUUUGACUGGUAUAUCAAGACUUCACAUAACCACCUCCUGCUUGUGAGCACAGCAGAGAUAUUGUUUAACGAUUCCAUGUUUGCUCUACUCCCUGGACAGGGGAUGUUUGUGAGGUCCCAGACAGAGACCAAAGUGGAACCAUAUGAAAUUCACAACCCUGUGCCACUCAUUGUGGGUAGCUCCAUUGGGGGCCUGGUGCUCCUGGCCCUCAUCACUGCUGGACUGUACAAGCUUGGUUUCUUCAAGCGACAGUACAAGGACAUGAUGAAUGAAACUGGUCCUCAAGAGGCACCACCCCAAUAACAGCUCCUUCUCCAAUGCAUGGCCUCUUUGACAGCAAGCAGGACUUGAGUCAGACUAACAUGCAAGUCCCUAGGGUGCUGGACAGACAUGACCUUUAGGAAACUGGUAUAUUUAUGUCUCAUGAAGACCUGCUUGGGCUUCCAUUUGUGUGUAUGCAUAAAUUGUGUAUAUGAUUCAGGUGUUUUCAGCACCUCUUGGUCAGAAGGUAAUUGGCUGGGGGACCUGGGGUUAUGGCUCAACGGUAGAGCACUUUCCUAGCACAUGUGAGGCCCUGGAUUCAAUCCUCA
This is a messenger RNA of Urocitellus parryii (Arctic ground squirrel), 3795 nucleotides long. It is a transcript of the gene Itgam, whose product is annotated as integrin subunit alpha M. The record is from RefSeq and is a predicted model, not a curated record. NCBI's taxonomy places the organism in Eukaryota, Metazoa, Chordata, Mammalia, Rodentia, Sciuridae. Gene Ontology annotation, biological process: cell adhesion mediated by integrin; cell-matrix adhesion; cell-cell adhesion. Gene Ontology annotation, molecular function: integrin binding. Gene Ontology annotation, cellular component: external side of plasma membrane; integrin complex.